GUCUCUUGCUCAGCACUUCCAACACACUUCACCACUACCCGUACCGCUGUUCGCUUUCCGUGCUAACACGCCUGUGCCAUGAAAGGUUCUAUCCCGGACACCCAAGAUGAGACGGGGCGGACUAGUUUGCACCAAGCGGCCGUGAAAGGCGAUGUGGAUGAGGUUGGCUUUCUUCUUUCUUCUGGGGCGAAUCCCAACACUCAAGAUGCGCACCUGCAGACCCCAGUUACGCUGGCGGCCGAGCGAGGGCUGUACGAGGUGGUGAAGGCCUUGGCCGAACUCGAUGCGACUGACAUCAAUCGACAAGACAGCUUCGGGAGAACGCCGCUACACUGGUGUGCAAAAAGAUGCGACGUGAAAGUAGCCAAAGUUCUGCUGGGAACAGGAAAGGCUAACGUCAACGUCAGAACCACGGGAGGAGAUACCGUGUUGCACUGGGCCUGUUCUGUUGCGGGAGUCAGCGAUACUUCGGACACAAGAGACUUGGAAGAGUCAUCUUGUCAAGUUGUCGAGCUUUUGAUCGGGGCAGGGGCCGACGUGGGGGCUAAGAACGACAGAGGCGAAAAGCCGGUGGACCUCGUGACAAACGAGUCGGUCCUGGCGCUCCUCGUUAGCGCGGCACAAGAGCUCGACAAGCGGGAAGAGGAAGAAGCUGCUGAGGCAGAACGAAAAAGUGCACCAGAAGCCUCCAGCAACACGUCGUCAACGGCGACAACUACAGCUGCAGGGCCAAUAGGACAAACAGCGGGCUGGCCGACAAAGCAACAACAGCAGCAGGGGGCUGGAACCGCGAGCAAAGCCUUCACGAAACAGGGAGUGGCGGGCGGCCCGACUGCCGGAGCGGCGGCAGGAACGAAGAAGAAAAUCGUCAUCAAGCUUAAGAAAAAAACAUGA
Molecule: messenger RNA, 894 nt
Organism: Ectocarpus siliculosus
Lineage: Eukaryota; Phaeophyceae; Ectocarpales; Ectocarpaceae
Source: the annotation of a GenBank genome assembly